AUGUCUCCUUCUGACUUCAAGAAGCUCAAACGCGGCGUAUUGACCACCAUCUUCCAGCUAGCGAUGGUCCGGCAGCUACAGGAGGCGAGUCCCGCGGGACACGGCGAAGAAGACGCCUCAGAAGACGAUGUCCUGCCAGAUCUCGUGAAACCGCGCCACGCGUUGGACUCCGUGCGGUACUCAGUGCCGCGCAAGAAUGCUGUGCGAUCAACGGCCCACCAGCGGUUGCUGCACAUGCUUGGAGAUGAGGAGUUCCGCACAUUUACCCGCGUCUCGAAGAACACCUUCAACGUGCUCCUCGACCUAAUAAGCGACGACGUGGUCUUCCAGCCGAAGCCUAACAGCACGAAAAGACCGCGACGUGGCCAUACAACUUGCGGUAACGCUGGAAUGGUACGGGGCAUACGGGAAUACAUUUAA
Messenger RNA from Phytophthora sojae, 420 nucleotides. RefSeq lists its product as hypothetical. The record is from RefSeq and is a predicted model, not a curated record. The transcript has a single exon. NCBI's taxonomy places the organism in Eukaryota, Oomycota, Peronosporomycetes, Peronosporales, Peronosporaceae. The coding region runs from base 1 to 420 and encodes 139 amino acids.